AUGGGGACCGGUAUCAAAGUGGUGGCAGCCAUUGACCAGGGGACGCAGUCUACGAGAUGCAUGUUCUUUGAUGAAGCCUUGAACGUUCUUGCCAUCUCGACAAAGAAACACGAGCAGUACUAUCCGAAAUCAGGGUGGUGCGAACAUGACCCGUUGGAAAUUAUGGAGAGCGUAUACAGCACCAUGAAUGAGGCCCUUAGCAAGGUAGCUGCCGAUCACGGUGCCGUCGAAAUCAUGGGAGUGGGUAUCACCAACCAGAGGGAGACGGUCGUCGCCUGGGAUGCGCAUACGGGGAAACCACUGCACAAUGCCAUUGUGUGGCUCGACAUUCGUGCUGAAGAAAUAGCGGACGAUCUUAUUCACGAACACGGUUCCGCGACGGCUUUCAUGGAUAAAACUGGUCUCAUAAUCAACUCAUAUUUUUCGGCUGUGAAACUCAUGUGGAUGUCAAAGCACCUGCCCUGGUUCAACGAAGCUGUGGAGACCAAAAGCGUGCGCUUCGGGACCAUUGACACGUGGAUCAUAUACAAUCUCACCGGAGAAUAUGUUACGGAUGUAACAAAUGCUUCCAGAACAAUGCUUAUGGAUAUAGUUAAGGAGAAGUGGAGUUCCCAGAUGUUGAGGGUUUUCCGCCUUAAUGUAGAUGUUUUGCCGAGAAUAAUGCCUAAUUGCGCUGAGUUUGGUAUUAUAACGAAUCCUAAUGUGCCUGGUUUUGUGAACGUCAGAUUGACCAGCUCCAUAGGAGAUCAGCAGGCAGCGUGUGUCGGGCAAGGCAUUUUUGAGCCAUGUGCAACCAAAUGUACACUAGGUACUGGUGGAUUCGUGCUCACUAAUACCGGUACGAAAAGGGUAAAGUCGUCCGGUGGGUUACUGUGCACACCUUGUUACAAACUGGGAAGUGAGGCGCAAACUGUAUUCGCUCUUGAGGGUUCCAUCGCCAUUGUUGGGGCAGGAAUUUCUUGGCUGAAGACGAUGGGAAUUAUAGAAGCAGCAUCAGAUAUAUCGAAUGUGAUAAAAGAGUGCCACACGUCAGGAGGUGUGGUUUUUGUACCUGCAUUUUCUGGUCUCCUUGCCCCACGGUGGAGGGGAGACGCCAGGGCGUGCAUAAUGGGCAUGACGCAACACACUGAGAGGAAACAUAUAAUCAGAGCAUUCUGCGAAAGUAUAGGUUUCCAACUCGGUGAAAUAUUGCAAUCGUUGCUUACCGACAUGGGGGUAGACAAUGUUCCCUACAUUUGUGUUGAUGGAGGGAUAUCUGCAAAUGAAGAAAUACUUCAACUUAUAUCUGACAUAGUAGAUACUCCAAUAGAAAAAUCUGCUGUUUCUGAGGCUACCUGCGCAGGGGCGGCAAUGUUGGCCGGUAUUCAAGCAAAGCUAUGGAACGAUGUGGAAGAUGUGCGGCAAUUAAUCCGUGAACGACCCAAAAAAUGGAUGCCUCAGAUGUCUGACUCAGAGCGUAAUAUACUAAUCAAGUACUGGAACAUAGGUGUUGAACGAUCUAUGAGCUGGAAUCAAUGA
This is a messenger RNA of Babesia ovata, 1518 nucleotides long. Its product is annotated as glycerol kinase. Gene Ontology annotation, biological process: glycerol-3-phosphate biosynthetic process; triglyceride metabolic process; glycerol metabolic process. The transcript is spliced from 11 exons. NCBI's taxonomy places the organism in Eukaryota, Apicomplexa, Aconoidasida, Piroplasmida, Babesiidae. Gene Ontology annotation, cellular component: mitochondrion. The record is from RefSeq and is a predicted model, not a curated record. Gene Ontology annotation, molecular function: glycerol kinase activity. Bases 1 to 1518 code for a protein of 505 amino acids.